Molecule: messenger RNA, 4843 nt
Organism: Brassica napus (rape)
Lineage: Eukaryota; Viridiplantae; Streptophyta; Magnoliopsida; Brassicales; Brassicaceae
Product: LEAF RUST 10 DISEASE-RESISTANCE LOCUS RECEPTOR-LIKE PROTEIN KINASE-like 1.4
Exons: 5
Coding region: 2566-4623 (685 amino acids)
Biological process (GO): protein phosphorylation
Molecular function (GO): polysaccharide binding; protein kinase activity; ATP binding
Source: RefSeq, a predicted model, not a curated record
UAUUAUUUGACAAAUUUAUUUUUUUGAGAAUAAAUCUACCAUCGAUCAAAAGUUAAGGGUAUUUUGGUAAUGUUUUUUUUAUAACUAUGGACAAGUGCAAUUUCGACCAGAAAAAUAUUUUAAUAAUUUUCAAAAAACAAAUGAGUCAUUCUAGUAAUAACACAACUAAUUUGUGUCAUUUAAGUAAACUUUCCGGCACCAUAAAUUACUUAUAAUGACUCAAAUAAUACAUGUAAUGACUAGAAUAACCCAUAAACUUUUAUCAUUGCUAGACUAAUUUUAGGGCGAAAGAAAGUACCGAAAACCCAUCCAUGCUCGUUUAGAAGUUUUAGAAGGAGCACUACUAAAAAAUCCCUAAAAUUUCUCUCAACUCGAGCUUUCUGAUUUUUCGAAGGUGCGAACAGAGUCCUCAAUGUUGGUGCGCAUUGACCCUACUGGCUCUUGAUUUGUGUGCGCUUGAGUCUCGCAGCAACCGUGAAGAUUUGUCUAUGGGUACUGUUUUUGUAUCACGUGUAUACGCUCACUCACUUCGUUCGUUGUGCUACUGAUGGAAGCGCUUUUAAGAAAUGGUAAUAUUUUUGAUUCAUCGAUUUGAGUUUUCUUAGGGUUCAAACUAGAUUCGUCAUUCUCUGUUUUGGCUUUAAUCUUAGUGAGGGAUGUGGUGUUAUUAUGAUAGUGAUUGCUCUAUUUGAUAUGCACGUGUGCGGAGAGAAACGAAGGGAAGUGAAGAGAUUCAACUUGAAGAUGAACCCAUAUCACCCUUUGUCUUCUUCUUUUAGGAGAAGCUACGUUGAGAACAAGGAGGAAGCUUGAAGAAUAUGUUUCAUUCUUUGGAAGAACAUGUCAGGAGAGGAGGAGAGGUAUCAGCGUUUCACAAUCACUCAGCUCAUAUAUUACUUUCACAAAAUCCUCCUAUCUAAUUUCCUCGUUAGCUUCAGGUAAUUCACUACCUUGAUCAUUAUCCACUUCAAAUAACCAGUUCUCUCUUUCAAAUCUUCAUUUUCCGCAGACGAAAAUAAUAAUGUGAUCCAUGUUUCUCCAAGCAAUAAAGAUUGUAACAAGUGAUAAAACCACCAUGAAAGGGAAUAACUUGAUAAGGAAGAAAAUAUGGAUGAAAGAGAUGACGACAGUUACCAAAAAUUACCUAAUUCUGAUCUUAAUUAACCUAAAAAUAAACAAGUUUCAAAAUUAAUAUAACCAAGGUCGAAAUUGAACAUUAAACUAAGUUUAGUUGACAUUAACCCAGAUUUUCGUCAAUAAAUCUGCCACAUCAUAAACUAAAAAGUUUACGACUACAUAAAAUAAAAAAUAUGCCAACUAUUUUAAGUCAGAUAUAUAAAUUUGCCAUAGAAAAUAAGUCGGACAUAAGAAAUUAAGUCGGUACAUAAGAAAAUAAGUCGGUCACAAAAGUCUACCACUUAUAACAAAUCUGCUAUCUUAUUUGUGUUUUCCAUUCAAAUCGGACAAUUAACUCUGUCGUAGAAACAAAUCUGACGGUUUUAGGAAAGGCUGACACCACUUUAAUAGUAGAUUUAUUUUUCUAAACAGAAUUUCUAAACAUAUUACUUAAUAGAUUCAUUUUUUAAAAUAAAUAUGUUGACAACCAGCGGCUAAGAAUACUUUAUUAAUGUUUUUAUGUUAUAACUAUGGGUAAGGGAAAUUUUGAACAGAAAAAUAUUCUAAUAAUUAUCGAUAAAUAUGAAUCAUUUUAAUAAUAACACAAUAAAUUUGAGUCAUUUUAGUAAACUUCCCUAAUUUUUUUAGUCACAUUUUUUUAUGAAGUUACACUAGAAAACUCAUCUCUUCUUUAAUUUAUCUUCCCUUCUUGUAUGGGAAAACAGAAACUGAGACAGAAUAAGAUUUGAAUAAGAAGGCGGUAGAGAAUAAGAACAAAAUCGGAAGGGAUGUAUGGAUCACUACGGAAAAUAUAAUCUGUCCUUCAGCUUUUUUUGGUUACCAUUCAGAAGAUAAUAGUAUCAGCUAGACGUCAAUGCUCAAGAAUUUUCUCGAAAAAUGAGGAGACAUUGAAUAAAAUUUUAAUGGGAUUAAGAAGAAUUGAAUGAUAAAAUCCUUAUCAUACUAUCUUCUAAAUGAGUUUAUCUUCAUCCUUUAAAUUUCCCUUUGACUUUAUCGACCAUAAAAUAUUUAAGAGACUAAUAGUCAACAAUUUGAUUGUUUUUUAUAAGCAAACUUAAAAAGACUUGCGUCAAUUUAAUAAGACUAAAAGCCUUGAACGUUAAAGAGAAGGUUAUUGUUGAGUUAUAUGCAUAAUCAUAAGGCAAAAGCAAAAAUUAAUGUGUUGAUGUUGAGUUGUAUGCAUAAUCAUUUUAAGAGUAUGGAAAGAAAAGUUAAGUUGUUGAUGUUGAGGUUUAUGCAAAAAACCCAACUUUUUAGUUUCGUCGGUGGGAACUUGAUUUAAAUUUCAUAAACAACAAGGGGAAACUGCCAAGAAGCAAAGGAAAAAAGAAAAAGAAAAUCGUUUAAAUCUGUUCAGAGCGUUUUCCUCCUCCUUCACAAUUUUCCUAUUGAGUGAACUUCAAGGCAAGAAAACAGAGGGAGAACACAAUGACCAGUUUGUUUCCAUCAACGAAAAAUCAUAUCUCCUAUAGAAUCAUAUGGAUGAUCUUUGUGAUCCCUUCUUGUGUUUACUCGGCUAGUGUGGAGCUUCACAGACUCUGCAGUGCCCCGUUUAGCUGCGGUAAUCAAGAAGGUCUUUUCUACCCUUUCUGGAUAUCUGGCAGAGAAGCAUGUGGCCACCCCGACUUCAAACUCAACUGUAGUGGAGGAUUUGCGGAGUUUACCAUCUCCUCCGCAAAGUUCAUAAUCUUGGAGGCAAACUCUACCUCUCGUGUCGUAAGACUCGCUAGAUCGGAUUAUACAGGCGAUCUCUGUCCACCAUACCCGCUAAACUCGCCGUUGUUCAACGAAUACGUCCUUCCAUUCGCUACCGGCACCGAGAUGAUGACGAUAUACUACGGAUGCCCGGAGGCUUCGCAAACUGACUCUACUUACCUUGGUGACCUCGAUUGUGAAGAUGACGAUGAUGAUGAUGAGAAAAGUUACUAUGUGUCGAGAAACCGAUCGUCUCUUGCACUUGGUGAGAUUUGCAAACGUCACGUCAGCAUUCCCGCAGAUGGAACGUCUCUGAACACACUGCAAAGCGUUCCAACUCUAGGUAGUCUAAAGAAGGUUAUCGCGGAUGGUUUCAAGCUUGGAGCUAACAGAGAAUGUUGGGGGUGCGAAUAUUCUAAGGGUGCUUGUGGAUAUAAUCAGAGCUCAAAUGGAUUCGUCUGCUAUUGUAUUGACGGGCAUCAAAAUGUUACUUGCGGUUCUUCAAGCUGGAAUAAAGGCCUCUCUACUGUAGCAAAAGCAGGAAUCGGAACUGCUUUAGGUUUGGUGGGAAUCAUUCUUAUAGCCGGAGGUUUGUUCUGUACGUUCAAACGGAGAAAGAAAACACAGGCAGCUGAAUACAUUAGCAAAGACUUGGUCAUCACGUCUUCGAGUAAGGAAGCAUCAAACAAUCCAACUUCCACAACAGUUUCAUACACCGAUCUCCCUCUUCUCCCCUCAGUUUCUAGCACUGCAAACAGAAGCGUCUUCUUUGGAGUUCAAGUCUUCAGCUACGAAGAACUCGAGGAAGCCACUCAAAAUUUCUCUAGAGAACUCGGAGAUGGCGGAUUCGGUACAGUCUACUACGGCGUGCUCAAGGAUGGACGAGCCGUAGCAGUGAAACGACUAUACGAAAGAUCGCUAAAACACGUCGAACAGUUCAAGAACGAGGUCGAGAUCUUGAAAUCGUUGAAGCAUCAGAAUCUUGUGAUUCUCUACGGAUGCACAUCGAGACAUAGCAAAGAGCUUUUACUUGUCUACGAGUAUAUCUCAAACGGAACCCUCGCAGAUCAUCUCCACGGAGAUCGCGCUGAAUCUCGUCCUCUUUGCUGGUCAGUUCGUCUAAACGUUGCGAUCGAAACCGCAAGCGGUUUAGCAUUUCUCCACGCAUCCGGGAUCAUACAUAGGGAUGUGAAGACAACAAACAUUCUCCUGGACGAGAACUACACGGUGAAAGUAGCUGACUUCGGCCUCUCUCGGUUGUUUCCGAUGGAUCAAACUCACGUCUCCACCGCGCCGCAAGGUACUCCGGGCUAUGUAGAUCCGGAGUACUUCCAAUGUUACCGUCUAAACGAGAAGAGCGACGUUUACAGCUUCGGGGUCGUGCUAGUAGAGCUCAUCUCUUCCAAAGAAGCUGUAGACAUCACCAGGCAAAGCCACGACGUCAACCUCGCGAAAAUGGCUGUUGCCAAAAUCCAGAGCAACGCGUUGCACGAGCUCGUUGAUCCGAUCCUGGGAUUCGAGAAGGAUCCAGAGGUGAGGAGGAAGAUGAUGUCGGUGGCUGAGCUUGCGUUUCGAUGUUUGCAGCACGAGAGGGAAAUGAGGCCGACGAUGGAUGAGAUCCUGAAGAUCUUGCGAGGGAUUAAGGAGGAGCAGAUCGGCCAGGAUGUGGUGGAUAUUGGCGGGGUUGAUGUUGGAUUGCUCAGACUUAGUGUUCCUCCGCCGAUAUCUCCUGAAACUGAUACGUGGACGAGCAAGAGCACUUCAGAGGAUAUGGAGGCUAUUCCUUUUUGACAAGUUAUUAUUACGGCUUGUAAGUGAGUUUUUAAUUUAUAAUUUCAUGUAAUAUCCUUAUCUAUGUGUGAUUACGUUUUUGGCUACCAAUAAAAACGGUGAUGCUAAUACGUCUACACUCCUACUAUCGUAGGUCUUAUUUUUCAUGUAUGUGCAAUGUCAGAAAAAACAACAUAUAACAUAUGUAAUUGGUAAUGCUGAUUCAGUUAAAGUUCGGAUA